AUGGCAAAGAUCAACGUGUUGAUCGCCAACUUUGUCACAUUCCCCAACGGCGUCUUCUCCGGUACAAUCAUCGCUUCCGUCGUCAAGGACAGCUCCAUCCUCAAGACCGCCGAAUGGCAGCUCCUGCUCGGCGCCAUCCAGCUACCCGGUGUCUUUGUUGGUGCUUGGCUCUGCGACCGCCUGGGCAGGAAACAGACCAUGAUGCUCGGGUUUUCCGGUUAUCUGAUCUUUGGCUUGAUUAUCGGUUGUGCGUACGACAAAAUCACGGGCAUUGUGCCGCUGUUUGUGGUGUUUUUUGGACUGAUGCAAAGCUCCGGAAUUAUGGGGCCGGGAGAUAUGCUCGGACUGCUGUCGUCGGAGUCUUAUGCUACUGCUGUUCGAGGGCAAUGUUAUGGAAUCUCUGCCGCUCUCGGCAAAACCGGCGCCGCCGUGGGAACACAAGCGUUCACACCGAUCCAAAACAACCUCGGCAAAAAAUGGACUUUUAUUAUCGCUGCUAUCUGCGGUGUUGCAGGCAUCCUGGUGACGUAUUUCCUCGUGCCCAACGCGACAGGUGAAGACCUCAAGUUCAACGACGAGCGGUUUCGCGCGUAUCUCGUGGCGAACGGCUGGGAUGGGGAGAUGGGCGAGGGCGAUCUCAAGGCGAUUGCGGCCGAGGGGGUGGUGGUGCCGGAAGUAGUUGCUGAGGUGGAGGAUGUGAAGGGUUGA
Messenger RNA from Talaromyces rugulosus, 708 nucleotides. RefSeq lists its product as uncharacterized. The record is from RefSeq and is a predicted model, not a curated record. Gene Ontology annotation, biological process: transmembrane transport. Bases 1 to 708 code for a protein of 235 amino acids. Gene Ontology annotation, molecular function: myo-inositol:proton symporter activity. NCBI's taxonomy places the organism in Eukaryota, Fungi, Ascomycota, Eurotiomycetes, Eurotiales, Trichocomaceae. Gene Ontology annotation, cellular component: membrane. The transcript is spliced from 3 exons.